Messenger RNA from Ixodes scapularis (black-legged tick), 4800 nucleotides. Its product is annotated as kelch-like protein 17. Gene Ontology annotation, molecular function: protein binding. The transcript has 2 exons. The record is from RefSeq and is a predicted model, not a curated record. NCBI's taxonomy places the organism in Eukaryota, Metazoa, Arthropoda, Arachnida, Ixodida, Ixodidae. The coding region runs from base 528 to 2342 and encodes 604 amino acids.
GUUGGUAUUUUCAGCUCCAAAACGUUUUCCGGAGUGCUGACGAUGGAAUGUCUUUACUCCACUAUCCAAUGCAAUCCAGAGCCAAUCAUUUGUCUGUCUCCGUCCCUCUUUCGUUUUUGAGGUCAUUAGCUUCUUUCUGUUCGUGUCCGACUGUGUGUGUGUGUAUUUCAAGUGCUUUUUGCCGGAAUUCGGAGCUUUGUCCUUUUCAUAGAAUGGUACAGACUGGCUACUAACUAAUGUGGUUCGAUUCCCGAUUAUAUUGUAAGCUUUCCUUUGCCGUUGACAGCGAAGAAUUGUAGCUAACGGUUCGUUCACCACGUUAGUCCUAAUCUCUCUGGCAAACAAUAACAGCUGAUAGAGAUUCGGAACAGCCUCCCCGAACCCUGCUAUGUGUCCUUACGCUCUGCUUCAUCUCUGGGGUGCGUGCUUCAGGUAGCACAGACGGGAUCCACUGCCAGAAAGAAGACUGACUGGCAGAGCAUGCCUUGAACUUCCGCACCCUGGGGGACGUGGCGGACGACGCUGCCAUGAAAGAGAUCUCGAAGCAGACGGACACUGGUCCGGCCUUCCGCAUGGUGCACUUUGAAUCGCAGCCCCAUGCCAACAUUUUGCUGAAUGGACUUAACUCCCUCCGCGCUCGGGGUCAGCUGCUGGACGUGACCCUCAUUGCCGGUGGGCGGGAGUUCAAGGCCCACCGGGCUGUGCUCGCUGCUUGCAGCGACUACUUUCGUGCCAUGUUCACGGAUGCCAUGCGAGAGAGCAGGCAGCCCGAGAUCUGCCUGAAUGGCGUCAGCGCUCAAGGGCUUCGCUGUCUGCUCGAGUAUGCGUACACGUCGCGCCUCGUCUUAAGUCUGGCCAACAUCCAGGAUGUCCUGGCAACGGCGAACCACGUCGGCCUUACGCCCGUGGUGGAGGCGUGCUCUUCCUACCUUCAAGACCAACUCGAUCUGGAGAACUGCAUUGACGUGGCCACACUGGCAGAGACCUACUCGCUGCGGCGCUUGCGUAAACGCGUCUACCGCUUCAUUUGCACCAACCUGCACCAGUUCGCAGAGACGGCCGAGUUCCAGAGACUCUCGCCGCACCAGUUGGAACACUUGCUGGCCUGCGACUUCCCGGUGAACUGCCCCGAAGGAGACGUGCUGUCCUUUGUGCUGAACUGGGUCGCCUGGGACGUGCGGGAGCGGCUCUCGCAGGCGCGCAAGCUGCUGUCCUACAUCUGCUUCUCGGAGAUUCCGGCUUCGAGGCUGGCCCAACUGUGGGACUCCCCCGUCCUCCAGUGCCUGUUUUCGAGGCGUAUCCCACCACACUUGUCGGGCAUCGGCGGCCUGCCCCCGCCGAGCCUGGUGAACACGCGGGGCAUGGAGCUGGUCCUUCUCAAGGUGGGGGGCUUCGGGCUGUCUGGUGUCACCAAUGAGAUCACCUACUACCUGCCGAGUGCGGGCCGCUGGAAAUACCUGACCUCCAUUCCGCACGUGGAGCAGUGCAACUUUGGCACUGCUGUGCUGGGCAACGAACUCUACGUUGUCGGAGGCUGCUUCAACCAGAGCUUGCACCAGGAGAAUGUGCACCCCUUUGGCUUCCGCUACAAUGCCCUCACCAACGAGUGGUCCACCAUGGCACCGAUGCACUGGGAGCGAUGUCGGUUUGCUCUGUGCGUUGCCCGGGGGCACCUCUACGCCAUCGGCGGUGCAGGUGAAGUGGUGAGUGAUGCCGACGCCACAGAGGACGGGGAGAUUCGCUGCGAGCGCUACGAGCCUCACUCCGACACUUGGGUGCCCAUCACGCCGCUUCCCGGAGCGCGGACUCAACAUGCUGGAGCAUCCUGGGGCCCCUACCUGUUCAUCUCAGGGGGCCUGAGUUCCGACCUGGUGCUGAGCUCGCUCCUCCGUUACGACACACGUAGCGAUGUCUGGGAGGUGAUGCCUCCAAUGUCGAUUCCACGCACAGACCACUGUAUGGUCGUCUACGGAGACCGCCUCCUUGUCUGCGGCGGUUGGCACGAAGACAUCGCGACUGGGGCGAGGGUGCUCGCAGAAUCUGUGGAAGCGUACGACAUUCGAAACAACUCUUGGAGUUCAGUGACGGCUGUGCCAACGCCACGGUACCACGCGGGGGUCGCCGUGCUGGGCUCGUGGCUCUACACGGUGGGUGGUUUCCACAGUGACACCACUUUCGAUCGUGCCAGUGGGAUUGUGGAGAGGUUUGACCUUGACGGAGUUCUGGGCUGGGAAGAAGUGGAGUCUUAUCCACAAGAUGUCUGGGAGCACGUCUGCUGUACCCUGUUCGUUCCAAGAUGCAGGGAUGACUUGGACGUCAUUCCGGACAAGACGCUAAUGUGAUUUCCUAUUUCGUUCUAGUUUCCCCAUAUCUGGUUUCCCACCUGUUUCCAGAAAUACCUGGAUGAAGCAAAGGGUACCAAAGUACACAAGCUGUGUUGGGGAAUAAUUUGGAACAAAUAAAGUAAGAAAGCUUUUGUACACCACUCUUGUAGGGAAAGCAGCCAACCAAACAGUGUGUACUUUGCGUUAUGGCAGGUUUUUUUGUGUUUUUUUUUUCUUUUUUAAAUAGGUUUUUAAAAAAAAAAUUUUUUUGUUCUUGUCAUUGUUUGAGUUUGAGGCUAUUGGGUCAGAUGCAUUAUCUUCGUUGUGUGAACUUAAGUGUGGUUCGUGAGCAUACGUUCCAGUAUUUUUUUUAACUUAGUCAUAUGGUUUUGUUCAAAAUUCUCACGUAUAAUAGUACUAUAUUUUAAUGCAGAUGCAAUUUUUUUUUUCAUGUUUCAGCAUGUGAUAAAAUUAGAAACUAAUUUUGCGAGUUUUUUUUUGCCAUUUUGAAAUAAUGUGCAAUAUUAAAUUGCCUUUUAAAUCAUUUUAAUCAACAUGAAAUCACUUGCACUUUUGAACCGGCUCUUAAUAUUACUCCACUAAACAUUAUGUUCUUAAUAUAUGAGUGUCAUUUGAUUUAUUAGGCAUUCUUUUGUGCUAUCUUAUUUGAAGAACAUGGGUUCCAGUCAGUAUGCCUGAUAAUAGAAAUGUGAUGGUCUGACUACCCCUUUUUGUUGUUGAGAUGGGGAGGUUUUGCAUUACACAGUUGGAACAAUAGUAAAUAAAUGAAGCAUGCCGUGUAACAGCCUAAUUUUUAAUUGGCUUACUAAUUAACAAUGUUAAAUUGGCAAAACGGCAUAUGUGUUUUUGGUUUUCUGGACUAUUCAUUUUGUUCCACAGACAAACACUUUCCUGAGGCUUUGUUCAUUGUGAAGCUGCUCAAAAAUGACACAGCAGGAAUCUCAACUCUUAAUUUGUCAUCAGGCUCUUGUCCAUUUAUGCAGAUGCCUAGAAAGUUCUGGGUGAUCAUUUGGUGGCUGUAUGCUUUGUAGUAAUGCCAUUGCUCCACAAUGUUUUGGAAAUGGUUUAUAUUUGUUUUGGGAGCUUUGAAGUUUGAGUGAAACAUAUUUGUGGCAACAGAAUUGUCAAAUGCCAGCAGGCAUGUUUUCAUUUUAAACUUUAAGCGGACAGUUAAGUCAGUCUCUUGUGCCAUCAAGUAUUCUACUAUUGCAACUAUCGACAUUCUUCACUGUUAAAAUGAUCUGCACACUGUUCCUUGGACAUCAUUUUCUGAUGUCACAUUUAAGGCACAACUUUGCUAGUGAUAGUUACAUCAUUCUUACAGCACUGUUUGUGCAUGGGUGAGAUGUGUGUAUUGUUUUUCAUGUGUUACACUGCCUUAUGGUCAAAUAUACUGUUGCAUUGUUUUGGGGAUGAAGUUCAUAGAUAGAUACAGUGCACUGUUUCUAUUGCUACAAAUGAUGAGCACUUAAUAAUGAAAUGUGAUUUCUCUUGUGAAAAAUUCUAAAGCCUUGCCUUAUCUAGCAGGGAUGUUUCAUUGAGUUUACUUAUUUCACUUAUUUCGUUUCUUUUAGAGCUAAAGAGAGGAGGAUACAUUUGUGAAAGCUGAUGUUUGUUUUCAGGUGCAUGUAAAUGUAUUUGCUCUGCCAGUUGACUUGGAAUGUUUUCCAAGGGGCUGAAGCUAUGUACUGUAGCAAAUUGUUUUAAUAUUGUGAUUAUGGGCCACCUUGUGCUUCUAACAUGAGUUUUUGAAAUGAUGGUGUAGAUCACUUGUAGCAUUAGACCAGUAAGCUAACAGCUGCCCAAAGAUGAGAAAAGUGCCUUGGCAGCCAAUUCACUUCAGCAGUGCAGGAGCCUUAGAGGAUUGCCGACAAUGUUCUACUGAUCGGCCGAAAGAAUGGUUUCCUUUGGACUUGGUGGGAUUAGUUUAUUGUAGAAUUGUUUCUUUGGAGAUGAAAUGUUUUUGUUUAGUAAGUUGUACACAAAUGCUGUGAUUAUUUUGCUUCUGAUAUAACUGGGAGUUAAUUUUUUUUUUUUACUGUAUUUUAUAUUAGUAUUCUGAGUUCUAUCAAUUUUGUUGGUUCCGAAGCCAUUGUAUUUGCAGGACUUCCGGUUUUCCAAUACUUGCCACCCUAAUUUAGUUCCAGUUUCAGCUUAACAUGCUGACUUCUCAAAUUGAGUAGAUCACAGUUGGAAGUGUUGGCUUGCCUGGUUGGUUGUAUUGUCUUUUUUGGCCCCUGUAACAGUCCAUGGUGUGCUUGUGGGAAAAAAUAUUUGCCUUUUGUAAGUAACUCCUACUCCAUUAUACUGAAUUUAUGUGGUCUUUGCCCAAAUUCUUAAGCUGCCUACAUAUGUUGCCAUAUGAAGUAUGUAUACAGCAUGUAUAAUAGUGCACAGUAUCAUUGUGUAAAGAAAGGAGACCCUGUGAUAUUAUUUAUUAAACAUUCAAAUUUUA